UAUUUCAUAUAGAGAAUAACUUAAUAUAUUAUGUAAUUUUAUUCGUGCAUAAAAACCUAAUCUACUGAACUCCCCUAUCAAGAUAUAGUUCACGUUUCACCCUGGGAAAUAUGAUGACACUUAUACCGGCUUUUUUUCCAUAUAGUGAAAAGACAACGAAACAUGCCUAAGUAGUGUCCAAAAUGGCUCUUACAAGUGUUAUAUAGGUUUGUAAACUUAUUUCUUCCUUAGCCAUACAUAAAGCCAUAGUUUGGGUUAUCAGUUUAAACUGCGGUUCGAAGGACUGUCAAGUUCAACCGAAGAAGAACAAUGUAUCCGGCCCGGCGAUGUUCAUCGCUGCUUCACCGAGAACUGGCCGCAGUCUGUCUCUCAUUACUGGGGACACAUCCAAAGAAAUCCGGUCCGCUGAAGAAAAGCAGCCUUCCGAGUUCACGACUCUUCCACACCAGCGUAGUUCAUCCUCCUCCAACCAGGUCCAACUCAUCACCCGCUCUGCUCGGUUCUUUACAAGUGUGUCAGAUGGGAAGCAGCAGUAGUGGCAGCAGCAGACUCUUCAAUACUCUGGCCCAGACUCUGAGCAGUGCUGCGCUGGCAGACUCACAUGUGGAUUCUGACGACUACGAGUAUGAGCAGGCUGACCCGGACGCUCUGUUGCGUGAAUGCGAGGAGGUUUUGAAGAACCGGCCUCCUCGAAUGCACCGAGACUUUGUUAUGACCAGAGCCUGCUCACUGCAGAACACACCCAUCCGCAUCAUGCAGUGGAACAUCUUAGCACAAGCUCUGGGCGAAGGCAAGGAUGGUUUUGUGCGCUGCCCGAUUGAGGCGUUGAACUGGUCAGAGAGGAAGUAUCUUAUACUGGAAGAGAUCCUUACCUACAGGCCAGAUGUGCUGUGUCUACAGGAGGUGGACCACUACUUUGACACCUUCCAGCCUGUGCUCGCCAGCUUAGGCUACCAGAGCAGCUUCUGCCCCAAGCCAUGCUCCCCCUGCCUGGAUGUUCACAAUAACAAUGGCCCCGAUGGCUGCGCUCUGUUUUUCAACCGACGUCGCUUCCAGCUGCUCCACACCGCUCACCUCAGACUCUCUGUCAUGAUGCUCAAAACCAACCAGGUGGCCGUCGUGGCUACGCUUCGCUGCAGGCUCACAGGUCAAGUCUUCUGCGUGGCAGUAACACACCUGAAAGCACGGAGCGGCUGGGAGGCGUUUCGUAGUGCACAGGGGGCUCAUCUCCUCCAGCAGCUCUGUGACCUAACCACACAGUCGCACCCGGAGAUGGAUGAUGAAAACAGGACUAGGGUUGGGGAAAGCGAAGAGGGUAUUCCGUUGGUGGUAUGUGGGGAUUUUAAUGCAGAACCAAGUGAGGAAGUGUACAGGUGCUUUAUGACUUCUCCACUGGGGCUAGACAGCGCUUAUAAGUGUCUGAGUGAGAACAGGAACACAGAGCCGCCCUACACCAGCUGGAAGAUCCGGCCAAGCGGAGAGAGCCGCUCCACAUUGGACUACAUUUGGUACUCGGAAAGAGCGUUCCAGGUGGACACUGUGCUGAGGAUACCGAAUGAAGAGCAGAUCGGGCCAGACCGGCUUCCGUCAUAUCAUUAUCCCUCUGAUCAUUUGUCACUGGUGUGUGAUUUAAGCUUUAGUCAGCAGCCUCAUAGGCUCAUGUAGCUGUCAAUCAUUAGUGCUCACGGCCUUCAUCUCCAAUAGGGAUCCAGAAUAGCUUAGGAAAUUCCUAGUGCGUGUGUGUGUAUGUCUGAAUGUGAGAAUGCAUUAUUGCAAAGAAUGUAACUUAUCUUAUUCACACAAACCUUAUUUUUACUUGCUGAUGUAGGUCUUAAUGCACCUCUGUGCUUACUAUCCUUGAAGGAGAUUAACUAUUAUUAUACUCUUAUUGUUUAAGCAGAGGUUGUGCAAUAUAUUGUAAUUUAUUAAGUGCUAAAGGAUGAUCUCAGGAAGAUGCACAUUAUGGAUUAAAAGGUUCCACUAGUGGAAAGAUGUUUAUAUUUAUAGUGACUGUACUUUUUUCUUUUAGUAACACUAUGUUUUCCACUGACCAGUAAUCCAAAUACAUCACAGUGUAUUUAAA
This is a messenger RNA of Sinocyclocheilus anshuiensis, 2083 nucleotides long. Its product is annotated as nocturnin-like. The record is from RefSeq and is a predicted model, not a curated record. Gene Ontology annotation, molecular function: poly(A)-specific ribonuclease activity. Lineage: Eukaryota; Metazoa; Chordata; Actinopteri; Cypriniformes; Cyprinidae. Bases 310 to 1665 code for a protein of 451 amino acids. The transcript has 3 exons. Gene Ontology annotation, biological process: circadian rhythm.